UCCGUUGCCCCGCGGCUCAGCAUAAUCGAAUGCGCCCAUUGUGAAAUUGAAAUGACAACAGCAAGCUAAGGAAGUGAAAGCGGGUAUAUAUAAAACCAAAAACUUUGCUUUUGGAGGAACGUAGACUGAGCACCUCCAUAGAACGACAAUCUAAUGAGAAAGCUGUCAGGAUGUUAGUCCUGCUGUACUUCCUCUUUACGUUCGCUUCAUUGGCUGCUUCAGUGGGGCAGACAAGAAGUGGAAAAAGAUGUGACGCGGGUGUUGCGGCCCCCAUUCCGGUGCUGCUCGUGUCGUUUGAUGGUUUCAGAGCUGACUACCUUCAACGGUUCACUCUACCCAACCUAAAGCUGCUGUAUUCGCAGGGAGUCCUGGUGGAACAACUUACUAAUGUCUUCAUCACCAAGACCUUCCCUAACCACUACAGCCUGGUGACAGGUCUGUAUGCAGAGUCUCAUGGCGUCAUAGCGAGCAAUAUGUAUGACCACGUGACUCAUAAGCACUUCACUAUCUUCAAUGACACCGACCCUUUCUGGUGGAAUGAAGCUGAACCCCUCUGGGUCACUGCACUGGAUUGUGGGUACAAGACGGGUGUGGCCAUGUGGCCGGGGUCAGACUUGCCGAUCAGGAACAGAACAGCGACUCACUUCAUGCCCUACAACCCCUCCGUGACCUUUAGUCAACGCCUGGCCAAUGUCACUGACUGGCUGACUGGGGGCCAGGGUAAAGGGGAGGGGCCAGUAUCGUUUGCAGCUCUGUAUUGGGAGGAGCCAGACAGGACAGGUCACAUGUAUGGACCAGACAACACCACCCACAUAGGACAGGCUCUUAAAGAGGUAGAUGACAAUGUGGGUCUGCUGAUGUCAGAGCUGAUGCGUGCAGGGUUGUGGGGGCAUGUCAAUGUCAUCAUCACCAGUGACCAUGGAAUGGCCCAGUGUUCCACUGAUCGCAUCAUCAGGCUGGAUGACUGUCUGCACCCUGACAACUACUCAGUAGUAGACCUAACCCCUAUCGCUGCUAUCAUACCCAACAGAGACCCCAAGGCUGUGUUUUCCCUACUGAGUGGUUGCCAUACCCACAUGACUGCGUACCUGAAGAAAGACAUUCCUGAUAGGCUGCACUACAGGAACAAUGACAGGAUUCAACCAAUCAUAUUAGUCGCUGAUGAGGGAUGGACUAUCGUACAGAGGGGAGGGCUACCACAUCUGGGAGACCACGGCUAUGACAACACUCUACCCAGCAUGCACCCCUUCCUGGUGGCAGUGGGCCCAGGCUUCCUUCCUGGUUACCGUCUCCCGCUGUUACAGAGUGUUGAUGUCUACCCAAUAAUGUGUCAGCUGCUUGGGGUUCCACCAGCACCAAACAACGGAUCUCUGUCCCAGGCACGCUGCUUCCUGGCUGGGGAGGACUGUGUCGACAUACCCCUGGUGGUGGGACUGGUGGUGGGGGUACUUCUGGUUCUCACCACACUCACUGGACUCUUCAAGUUGUGGAGGCCACGGCGUCAGUCAUCCUCUCGUCCCUUCCAACGCCUCUCUAUACAGGACGAUGAUGAUGAUGACCCUUUGCUGGACUAGAGUAAUCAACUCCCAGCUCGACUAGACUGACCAAUCACAGAUCAGAACGUCAUAUCACAUCCAACCAGAGGUCAUCACCACCUCGCUCCCAACAACCAAUCGGUACUCUGGUCAAACGUUUUGCACUAAAUAGGGAAGAGUGUCUAAUUUCAGACACAGCCAUACUCUGUUAUGAGACUAAACAGAGCAGUUGUCAGAUUUCAGAUUCACACACUCCUCUUUCUCUGUGGUACCAUACUCAUGACAUUUUCAAAUAAAUGCAUUAACUAUAAAUAAACAAAUAUUAAACCACAAAUAGUUAAAAAUAAAGAAAUAAGACACCAAAGAGAACAGUCAGUUGGUAGAAACAAACUGGGGUUACUUGAAUAUGUCUAUAUACAAAGAAGCCACCUAUAAUGAAUGAUAUGUUAUAUAUGUAAAAAAAAAAAAAGGAUUUGCAGACAAUCAUAAAGAAGUAUUCAUCAUUGUUUAAGAGAGAUUCUAGUAAAGGGAGGUAAAUCUGAAUAUUGAAGAGUAUAGUUCAUAAGAGUACCGCUAUAUUGCAGUAGUAUAUUGAACAGCAGUCAUGCUGUAAAGUUGUUAUAGGUUUUAUUAAGGGUUUUAUGAGAUAUUCUGUAUACUACUGAGCCAGGGAGUAGAGUCAAAAACCGGACUGAUGCUAUGUUUCUGUUAGUCACUUAAUUUGAUUUUAUUUAGUAAUGUGUGUUUUCUGAGCUAAGCUAUAGCACUGGCACUAUAUGGCCUCCUGUAGUGUUAAGGAGACCUGUUAUGCUGUUAGAUUCAUGUUCAGGGGCGGCAUUUAUAAAUGUUGCGUAAGUACAAAGAAUACCCCAAAACAUGCAUGUUCCAGUUUUCAUGAAAAAGUUGGCAUUUAUAUAAACUGAACUUGACUUGAGAAUGUGCUUAACUCCCCACAAACUUUAGACCAUGCAUAUGCUCAAUAUCUAGUGGUUAAAGUUUUCUAUUGCAAGCAGGCAUGUACGGAAAGUAGGCUGCCAGGAGCCAUAUGCUGUCAGAUUUAGGCUUUUCGCACUGUUUUAUUUUUGGAAUGUAAAAUAAUUAGACCUAUGAAUCUAUUUCCUUAUUAUUUUAUUAAUGAUUGCAGUAGCCUAGAUUACUGUAUUAUAAUUUUUUUUGUAGCCUAGACGUUUCAGAAUUUGCGGACAGUCCAGCAUAUUUUGGUUGAGGGAAAAGUCUAUGCAAAACAUGUUGAAUUCAAACGUUAUGCUGACAGGUCCACAACAAUUUGCCUUUUUUUUUUUUUUCCAUACACUGUCAGUCCUUUGCCAAAUACAACAUAAGUUACUGCAAAUUAUUAAAACAUUCUGCCAACACUGCAUGGUCCUUCUGUAGCUCAGUUGGUAGAGCAUGGCGCUUGUAAUGCCAGGGUAGUGGGUUCGAUUCCCGGGACCACCCAUACGUAGAAUGUAUGCACACAUGACUGUAAGUCGCUUUGGAUAAAAGCGUCUGCUAAAUGGCAUAUAUUAUUAAAUAGACCAGUAGCGUAUGUAACAUUUUUGACAGUAGGCUACAGUAUUGCUGUUCUAUAGGAGCGCAGCAUCAUAGAAUAAUUAAUCUCAGAGCCUAUACCUACCAAGGCAGGAAAUAAACAGUCUAUUGAAAAACAAAAUAUUGAACAAUUCGUUUUUGCUGUAGCAUUUACUUUGAAAUUGUUUCAAAUAAAUAAUCAAUCUUGCAGAACACACAGUGUCUAGCACUCCCUUUAGGCAGCAAGCAUGUUUAUUUAGAAAAAGUCACCGCAAAAUAUUAAAACGUUCUGCCCACACCUCUACAGAAAUGUGAUCAAAUUAACCAUUACCCGUUUUAUUUAUUUAUUUUUUAGAAACUGUCGUGGCCUAAUUCCAAUAGUUCCAAAUUAUAUACAGUAAAUAAAAGGUGUUAUUGUCACCAUAAAUGGUGACUGGUGCCGUUAUAAUGCUCGUUCACACACGCACAGUUUUAGGAUGGUUCGGAUUUAUAACUGGACAUAUGUGUAUGUAUGGUGUGCGCCAAGUUUAGAAAUCUCUAUUUUUAGACUUAGGUAUUCGUUUUCAGAAAUAGCGCACGCAGAUAUUUUGUUAUACAUUUACGCAGCGGUUAUAAAUGAAGCCCCAGGUCCUUUAUCUAAAAAUAAGUCAUUGUUUUGUGUUUGUUUGAUUCUCAAGCUACAGUGUGUGUGUGUGUCGGCUGAGAAAGGGUGUCCAAUGUCUUUUUAUUAUUCUUUAAUCUUUUUAUGCACAUGUUUAUUUUGUGUGGUUUGUUUCCAGAUAGCUCAGAUCUUCCAUUAUUACAUGAUUGUAGUUGUGUAGAGAAGUUGAAGAUCUGCUGUUACUGUGGGUACUAUACCAUAGUUACUAUGUUUGCAGUACUAUGAUUACUGUGCUGUUACUGUGUUAUUACUAUGCGAACCAGUUGAUGUCCCACCUCCAGGUGUUUACUGAAUUGGUCCUCUGUGUGUUUCUGCUCAUAUUGUCAUUGAAGGACAAAUAAAAGUAUAAAGUGUA
Messenger RNA from Oncorhynchus keta (chum salmon), 4078 nucleotides. RefSeq names its product ectonucleotide pyrophosphatase/phosphodiesterase 4 (gene enpp4). The record is from RefSeq and is a predicted model, not a curated record. The transcript has 8 exons. Lineage: Eukaryota; Metazoa; Chordata; Actinopteri; Salmoniformes; Salmonidae. Bases 171 to 1574 code for a protein of 467 amino acids.